This is a messenger RNA of Diceros bicornis minor, 1906 nucleotides long. RefSeq names its product proline-serine-threonine phosphatase interacting protein 1 (gene PSTPIP1). Gene Ontology annotation, cellular component: actin filament; plasma membrane; cytoplasm. The coding region runs from base 528 to 1736 and encodes 402 amino acids. The transcript is spliced from 16 exons. The record is from RefSeq and is a predicted model, not a curated record. Gene Ontology annotation, molecular function: actin filament binding. Gene Ontology annotation, biological process: actin filament polymerization. Lineage: Eukaryota; Metazoa; Chordata; Mammalia; Perissodactyla; Rhinocerotidae.
UCAGGCCUCAGGCUGCCUGCCCACCUGGCCUCUGCACCAGUCUGCCUCUCCCGCUGGCCACUCCUCUCAGUCCUGCAGCCUGGGCUGUGUCCUCAUCCCCACGGGGCUGGCCAGGGGCCGGGCCGGACACCGGGACCCGCCCUCCCAUCCCUGGGCACCCCGCCUUCCUCAUUUUGCUGCUGAUUCUAGCCCCAAACAAAAUAAGUUGAGUCCUCUUCCUCCCGCAGCAGCGCGUCCCUGGCUUGCAGCUGCCUUCUGAGGCACUGCAGACGGCGCCGGCCAGGGAGGGGGGGCCUGGGCCAGCCCUGCCGGGUCUGGGACGGUGCGCCUGGCUCCUGGCCCUGUUCAGCCCUGCCUGUGGCAGGAGAGUGAGCUUUGCCGUGGCAGACGCCUGAGGAUGAUGCCCCAGCUUCAGUUCAGAGAUGCCUUUUGGUAGAGAUAAAUAUUAAUAAACAUACCAACUGAAUGGAAGGAUUAAACAAGGCGAUCUAACGUCAUCAAGUCCUGGCAACUUGCUGGCAUGCCAAAUGUGCAGGGACUUCACGGCCCACACGGGCUACGAGGUGCUGCUGCAGCGGCUGCUGGACGGCAGGAAGAUGUGCAAGGACGUGGAGGAGCUGCUGCGGCAGAGGGCCCAAGCGGAGGAGCGGUACGGGAAGGACCUGGUGCAGAUCGCCCGGAAGGCUGGCGGCCAGACGGAGAUCAACUCCCUGAGGGCCUCCUUUGACUCCCUGAAGCAGCAAAUGGAGAAUGUGGGCAGCUCCCACAUCCAGCUGGCCCUGGCCCUGCGCGAGGAGCUGCGGAGCCUUGAGGAGUUCCGCGAGAGGCAGAAGGAGCAGAGGAAGAAGUACGAGGCCGUCAUGGACCGUGUCCAGAAGAGCAAGCUGUCACUCUACAAGAAGACCAUGGAGUCCAAGAAGACAUAUGAGCAGAAGUGCCGGGACGCGGACGAUGCCGAGCAGGCCUUCGAGCGCAUUAGUGCCAAUGGCCAGCAGAAGCAGGUGGAGAAGAGCCAGAACAAAGCCAAGCAGUGCAAGGACUCGGCCACGGAGGCAGAGCGGGUGUACAGGCAGAACAUCGAGCAGCUGGAGAAGGUGCGGGGCGAGUGGGAGCAGGAGCACCGGACCACCUGUGAGGCCUUCCAGCUGCAGGAGUUUGACCGGCUGACCAUCCUCCGCAACGCCCUGUGGGUGCACUGCAACCAGCUCUCCAUGCAGUGCGUCAAGGACGAUGAGCUCUACGAGGAGGUGCGGGUGACGCUGGAAGGCUGCAGUGUGGACGCCGACAUUGACAGCUUCAUCCAGGCCAAGAGCACGGGCACCGAGCCCCCGGCUCCAGUGCCCUACCAGAACUACUACGAUCGGGAGGUGGCCCCGGCAUCCAGCAGCCCUGGCGUCCAGCCGUCCUGCGGCAUGAUAAAGAGGUUCUCCGGGCUGCUGCAUGGAAGUCCCAAGACCCCGUCAUUGUCAGCAUCUGCGGAGACCCCAACCCCCACCCCCAAUCGGAACGAGGGUGUCUACGCCACCAUCGCAGUGCAGGAGGCACCAGGACCCCCCACCCUGCCAGCCCAGGACUACAGGGCGCUCUAUGACUACACGGCCCAGAAUUCCGACGAGCUGGAUAUCUCUGCGGGGGACAUCCUGGAGGUCAUCCUGGAAGGGGAGGAUGGCUGGUGGACAGUGGAACGGAAUGGGCAGCGUGGCUUCGUCCCUGGUUCCUACCUGGAGAAGCUCUGAGGAAGGGGCAGCAGCCCCCACCUGGACCUGCCCCGCUCAUGGGGCCAGCAGCGCCCCCAUCACUGCCCUGGCCCUGCUGGGGCUCCGAGACCGACCUACCCCUCCAGGACAGCCGCUGGCCACUCCCCGGCAGUCUCUCCCAGAGAAUAAAGGAGUGCAUUUUUCUCAUC